This is a messenger RNA of Larimichthys crocea (large yellow croaker), 3153 nucleotides long. RefSeq names its product phosphatidylinositol glycan anchor biosynthesis, class U (gene pigu). Lineage: Eukaryota; Metazoa; Chordata; Actinopteri; Sciaenidae. Gene Ontology annotation, biological process: attachment of GPI anchor to protein. The coding region runs from base 40 to 1347 and encodes 435 amino acids. The record is from RefSeq and is a predicted model, not a curated record. Gene Ontology annotation, cellular component: GPI-anchor transamidase complex; membrane. The transcript is spliced from 12 exons.
UCGUGCACCUCGCAGGGCGGAGAGCACUUCCUUGUCAACAUGGCGGCUCCCUUGACUCUGCUCCUGGUGGUCGCCGUCACGGUCCGUGCCGCGCUGUACCGGUCCAGUUUAGCGGACCUGAUAUCGGAGCGGGUGGAGGUGGUGUCCCCGCUGACCGCCUGGAAGAGAGUUGUUGAAGGUUUGGCUCUGCUUGACCUGGGUGUGUCGCCGUACUCUGGAGAUGUUUUCCAUGAGACUCCGCUCAUCAUUUACCUCUUUCACUUUCUGGUCGACUAUGCAGAGAUAACGUUCAUGUUAGCGGAUGUGAUCACUGCCGUGGCUCUCUACAUGGCGGUGACAGACUACAACAAACAAGUGUUCAGGAAGCAGAAGUUUGCCUUGGAGGCAGACCUCUACCCGCUGGACUGUCUGGAGCUCAUCAGAAGCCCAAAAGAAAUGUACUACAUCCCUCUCAAAGUGGCCAUGUUCUACCUGUUGAACCCGUUCACCAUCCUGUCCUGCGUCGCCAAGUCGACCUGCGGUCUGAACAACGCCGCCAUCGCCCUCUUCAUCCUCACCACCAUAAAAGGAAACGUUUUGCUGAGUGCCAUAUUUCUGUCCUUGGCCACAUAUCAGUCCAUCUAUCCUCUCACUCUGUGCGCUCCAGCGCUGCUGUACUUCAUGCAGCGUAAGUACAUCCCGGUGAACUUUCGGCGGGCCAGCUUCUGGUGGUUCAUCGCGCAGUACGCCUUCAUGUACCUGGGCAGCCUGUUCGUCAUCGUCGGUCUCUCCUUCUUCCUGCUCGGCUCGUGGGACUACCUGCCGUCUGUCUACGGCUUCAUUCUCUCAGUACCGGACCUGACCCCGAACAUCGGCCUCUUCUGGUAUUUCUUCGCAGAGAUGUUUGAACACUUCCGCCUCUUCUUCCUCUGCGUCUUCCAGAUCAACGUCUUCUUCUACACCAUCCCUCUGUCCAUUAAACUCAAGGAGCAUCCGGUGUUUCUGAUCUUCAUGCAGUUAGCUGUGAUCUCCAUCUUUAAGUCGUACCCCACCGUGGGAGACCUUGCUCUCUACAUGUCCUUCCUUCCUGUCUGGAGUCACCUACACAGAUUCUUGAGGAACAUCUUCCUCGUGUCCUGCGUCCUGCUCGCCUGUUCGGCUCUGUUCCCUGUUCUCUGGCACCUCUGGAUCUACGCCGGCAGCGCCAACUCCAACUUCUACUACGCCAUAACGCUGCUGUUCAACGUGGCACAGAUUCUGCUGGUGUCGGAUUAUUUCUACGCUUUCUUGAGGAGGGAACACCAUCUCACCUAUGGACUGUACCUGAAGAGGAAAGAUGGCUCCGAGGCGACACUGGUUCUUAAAUAGAAACACAGACAAACACCGCCUCUACCAGGAAGCGAGAGAAAGUGCUCGAGGUCUCACUUAUCCUCACAGGGAACAAACACAAACUGAGGAGGAUGGAAAGACUUUGAAAGCCACACCGGUCCUCAGACAGAACAUUGGCACGCGUGCAGGAAGUGUGCCCACGGUACCACGUCAUAUGCAAACUGCAAGACACACAACAUACAACAUGACAGACACAUGUACAGAUGGGAUGUAGGGACGUGGCUGCAACCACGUGAAACAAACAAACAACUCUCUGUCCUCUUUUCACUCUCUCCUCUGGGCCGCUCUUAUUUUGAAGCCUCACUCUGCCUGGAACCUGCGCCUGCAGAGGUUGGAAUUUUAUUUUGAAGCCUUGUCACACUGAGAAUUUUAUUUUGACACUCUGUUUAAUCUGCAGCUUUGUCCUGGGGAGGGUUUUAUUUUAAAACUAGUCUGAAGCAGAUUUUUUAUUUUCUGGAUGGAAACGUCACUCUGGGGAGGCUUUUAUUUUGAAGCCUUGUUCCUCCUUAAACACCAAAAAAGUUAGAGCAAUAUGGGAACCCCCCGUUGAUUUGAUAAUUCCUGAUAUCCAGCUCUCUUGCUCACGUUUGUUUGGUUACUAUUUAAGUCUGUCUGUAAGCCUUUUGCCCUAAUCUGACACAGUCUGCUGUUUAAUGAACAAACUUUAGAUUAUCAGCGUUGCCUCUCAUCUCAAGUGAAAACCAGUCGAACCAAUACUAACCUCAUCACAGUACAUGAUGUGAUCGCUUCAGCUGCCUGAAUCAGAGUCGGGAUACUGAUCUCUAAACUGUAGACUGAGUGAGUCCGACAAAGACAACAGUGAAUGUGUUUCAUGGACUUACUGAAGUGCUUAAAUUCAUUUUGUGUUUUCUGCAUGUCAGACUUACAGCUUCAUAAAUUUGAAUCCCAAGUUUUCACAAAGGACACAAUUCCCGCUAGUAGUCAAAAUUCGGACUCAUAAAGUUCCACCAAAUGAAGUUUCAUAUUUUUCUCUAUUUCUGCAUGCAAGUUAAUAUAAUAAAAGUUAUUGUAACAUUUAGAUGAAUUAAUUUUAAAUGAAUCAUUCCCUGUUAUAAAUUGUUUCAGGGUUCAGGAUGGGAAGUUACACGUACGUGUAGUGCGGCCUCUCCUUUAAUCUGCAAACUUCGACUUUAAUGAAGAAUCUCAUGCUCACAAAACAUCUGUACCUGUAGGCGAAGCUACUGACACACAUCUGCCUAAAAACCUUUGAUUAAUUCUUUAAUUCGCACCCUGAAAUUAAGCCUUAAACAGCCUCAGAAGUGUUGGUGUAAUGUUUCAUUUUCUAUGUUUUUGUUCAAUAAUUGGUUUCUCCUGGCCUUCCUGUAAAAAACAAGAUGAGCAACAACAAAUACGCACAAAAAAAGACGAGCAUUUGAACAUCUGCACCUGAAUGUGUUUUUAUUUAAACUGGUUUUCAUGUGAAAUGACGGUAAGAUCGAUGACUCUGCAGAUACCAGUCGCUUCAGUUGCUUUCUUAAAUGUGAUCCACGUUUUAUAAACUACUGAUCUGAAGGUCAACAGUCGCCAUUUUGAUACCAAUGAUUGAAAAUUUGAUAUUAUUUAUUUGCUGCACUACAAAAAACUUUUGUUUUUCUUUCUUUCAUAAAAAAAUGGAGGAUCUCUUGUUUUGUUUUGAUACUGUACAAAUGAAUGUUUUGUUUUGUUAAAGAUAUUCAGGGUUGGAAAUGGGGCGAUGUUAUAUUUGAUGAAUGAGACAUGAACAUGUCGUGAAUAAUGAUUAUUAAACUUGAGGUGUUGAUUUCA